Messenger RNA from Cynara cardunculus var. scolymus (artichoke), 3007 nucleotides. Its product is annotated as kinesin-like protein KIN-14J. Gene Ontology annotation, molecular function: microtubule binding; ATP binding; microtubule motor activity. Lineage: Eukaryota; Viridiplantae; Streptophyta; Magnoliopsida; Asterales; Asteraceae. The record is from RefSeq and is a predicted model, not a curated record. Bases 1 to 2817 code for a protein of 938 amino acids. The transcript has 18 exons. Gene Ontology annotation, biological process: microtubule-based movement.
AUGAAUUUGCACCCAGACAGGUUUGGAAGUGCAAAUGGGCAAUCAGAUGGCUCAAACAACGUUAAUGGUGGUGGUGUUAAAUAUAAAGAAAACAAUAUAGGUUUUACUGAAGGCGAUCGUCCUGCUGCUAAAGUGCCAGAAAUGAUGAACCUAAACAAUUUAGAGAAUGCAUCUUCUCAGUCACUUUUUAAUAUUGUGCAUAAGAUUCUUGAUGACAGCAUUGAGAACAGGAAAGAUGAUGUACCAGAUAGAGUUGCCUGUCUAUUGAAGAAGCUUGUUCAAAUGAUUGAGCAACGGAUUUCGAAACAAGCAGAGGACUUCAAGAAGCAAAACAAUCUAUAUAAGACUCGAGAAGAGAGGUAUCAAUUGAGAAUUAGAGUGCUUGAAACUCUUGCAACCGGGGCUGCAGAAGAAAAUGAGGUCAUUAUGAAUCAACUCCAGCAUAUAAAGGCUGAGAAGAUUAACAUAGAGGAGAAGAAAAGGGUUGAAGAUGUAGAAUUAGUUAGGCUAAGGAAAGAGAAUGAUGACGCUAAUUUAGAAAUAUCAGAAUUAAAGCAGGAAUUAGACGUCACACGGGAUACAUAUGAGAAGCGUUGUCUACAGCUUGAAACCGAUGCUAUGGAAAUUAAAUCUGAGCUAGAGAAGAAGAUGCUGGAUCUCGAGAAUCUUCUCACUGGUUCAAGGAAGAAGGUGAAAGAACUUGAAAAGUUUACGGAAUCUAAGUUUCUAAGAUGGAAGAAGAAAGAACGCGUCUACAAGAAUUUUAUGGAUUUUCAAUAUGGAUCUCUACAGGGAUUGAGGACGGGUUCUGAGUCCAUUAAGCAAGAAAUUCUGAAGACACAGCAGAUUUACUCAGAAGAAAUCAAUCAAUUUGGAACGAAGAUUCAGGGCCUUGUAGAUGCUGCGCAAAAUUACCACGCAGUCCUAACAGAAAACCGGAAGCUGUACAAUGAAGUCCAAGAUCUGAAAGGGAAUAUUAGAGUUUAUUGUCGUAUAAGGCCGUUCCUUAAGGGUCAAAGCCAAAAGCAGACAACUAUAGAGUAUAUUGGUGAGAAUGGGGAGUUGGUUGUUACAAAUCCCUCAAAACAAGUAAAAGAAAGCCACCGACUCUUCAAAUUCAAUAAAGUCUUUAGCCCUGCAGCAACACAAGAGGAAGUCUUUCUUGAUACUCAACCACUCAUCCGAUCGGUGCUUGAUGGCUAUAACGUGUGCAUAUUUGCAUAUGGUCAAACAGGCUCCGGGAAGACAUAUACUAUGACGGGGCCUAACAUAUCAUCUCCUGAGGACUGGGGGGUCAACUACCGAGCCCUAAAUGAUCUGUUUCAUCUCUCCCAAUCUAGGAGAAGCUCAUUUGAAUAUGAAAUUGGUGUGCAAAUGGUCGAGAUAUAUAAUGAGCAAGUUCGUGAUUUGUUAUCGAGCGAUAGUACUCAAAAAAGACUUGGGAUAUGGAAUUCUACCCAACCAAAUGGGUUAGCUGUCCCUGAUGCUAGCAUGCACCCUGUUACAUCAACUGCAGAUGUCCUGGAGUUGAUGCAUGUCGGGUUAAUGAAUCGGGCCGUAGGUGCCACCGCCUUGAACGAAAGGAGCAGCCGGUCUCACAGUGUCUUAACUGUUCAUGUUCGCGGAACGGAUUUGGAGACGAAUGGCGUACUGCGUGGUAACUUGCAUUUGGUUGAUCUUGCUGGAAGUGAAAGAGUGGAUCGAUCUGAAGCAACCGGGGAAAGAUUACGAGAAGCUCAACAUAUCAACAAAUCUUUAUCUGCUCUUGGGGAUGUUAUUUAUGCCCUCGCACAAAAGAGUCAACACGUGCCAUAUAGAAACAGUAAACUAACUCAAGUUCUUCAAAGCUCUUUAGGGGGUCAAGCAAAGACUCUUAUGUUCGUACAGCUCAACCCUGAUGUGGAAUCUUUCUCGGAAACUAUAAGUACGCUGAAGUUUGCUGAAAGGGUGUCUGGUGUCGAGUUAGGUGCAGCACGUAGCAACAAGGAGGGAAGGGGUGUUCGAGAACUUAUGGAACAGGUGACUUGUCUAAAAGAUGCUUUGACCAAAAAGGAUGAGGAGAUAGCACUAUUACAGGUCCGAAAAACAAAUUCUAGUGGUGAGAAGGGCUCACCAAGGUUUGGGUCUUCCUCUCCAAGAAGGCAUUCAAUUGGGGGAUUACAGAUACAGCCUAACGGAACUCCUCCUUAUGUUAAAAGUUUAGGAUUUCGUUCAAAAGCAGUUUCUGGUAUUGACAAUUGUUCAGAGUUCAGCGAUAAGCAAUCUGAAUCUAGUUCUCAGCGGUCGACUGAUGAGUUUAGACACCAUAAAGAAGUAGUAGAUGGUGGUCUAGGUUUGUCUGAAGAUGGCGAAUCUAGAUUUGGUAUCGUAAAUGCCAUUCAAGAUCUUAAUGAUGAUAUCGAGCUUGUGGGAUUAGGGGAUGCAGAUUCUGAUGAGAGGUUAAGCGAUAUAUCUGAUGGCGUUCUUUCGAUGGGAACAGAGACCGAUGGUUCACUGAGUAGCAUUGUUGAGUUCACUUUUUUCCCCGAGACUGCAAAAGCACCUGUUGACCACCAGGAGAAGCCGAAUGUACCAGCUAAACUUCCAAGACCCCCACAAAAGAUGGCAUCUUCUUCACGAAAACCGGUGCGGCCAGCUUCAUCCUCACAACGGCAGGGCCUAGCCACACCUUCUUCACAACGGCAGGGGCUAACCGCACCUUCUUCACAACGGCAGGGGSUAACAGCACCUUCUCGACCUUCAUUAACCAAGGGUGUUUCAUCAAGUUCUAGUGCUAAAAAGUCAAGUUCUGCACUUAAAUCCGGUGGAAGACGAUGAACAUGAAUCUUAAUUGACACUACGACUGUAACGUAAGAUAGGUUAGCAUCCCUCUCAUUCAUAUGGAAAAACACUUGUGUGCUUGUCAACUUAUCUGGAAAUAUAUUUAGAUUGGAGUCAACUUUCUUGAUUGACUCCUGAAAAUUCGGAAUGCUUAUGAUUUCAUUUUUCAAUCUAUCAUUUGAUACUU